CUGCCCCUCAGCCGCUGCCGCCGCCACCGUCGCCGCCGACAGCCCAGCUCCGUCGCGUGCGCGACCCGCGGCCGCCAUGCAGUUUAUGUUGCUUUUUAGCCGUCAGGGAAAGCUUCGACUGCAGAAAUGGUAUGUCCCACUGUCAGACAAAGAAAAGAAGAAGAUCACAAGAGAACUUGUUCAAACCGUUUUAGCACGGAAACCUAAAAUGUGCAGCUUCCUUGAGUGGCGAGAUCUGAAGAUUGUUUACAAAAGAUAUGCUAGUCUGUAUUUUUGCUGUGCUAUUGAGGAUCAGGACAAUGAACUAAUUACCCUGGAAAUAAUUCAUCGUUAUGUGGAACUACUUGACAAGUAUUUUGGGAGCGUGUGUGAACUUGAUAUCAUCUUUAACUUUGAGAAGGCUUAUUUUAUUUUGGAUGAGUUUCUUUUGGGGGGAGAAGUUCAAGAAACCUCAAAGAAAAAUGUCCUUAAGGCAAUUGAGCAGGCUGAUCUACUUCAGGAGGAUGCAAAAGAAGCUGAGACCCCACGUAGUGUUCUUGAAGAAAUUGGACUGACAUAACUCUCCUCCUUUGUUGAUGACUCCUUGUGGCAUUUCACAUACUAGAUGGUCACUGCCUUCAUGUCCAUGUUAGCUAAUGGUGUAAGAUGAUGUCUUGUCAGUAUUACUGUUUUGCUAAGCUGCUUCAUUCAGGCCUGCACAAUUUUUUUAAAGGGAACUUUGGUUAAACUAAAUGAUAAAUUAAGGGACUUAAAUAUGAAUUAGAAAGAAGUUAGAAAAGAAUACCAUUUCUGGAUAUUUUAGUUUAUAGGUCAGUUUUUCAUUAUGUGCAUACAUGAAAAUGACACAUCUGUAUAUGUGUAUAUUAAUCUUACAAAAUACAUUACUGUAUUUGAUAAAGGAAUUGCUAAGUUACGGGAAACAUGGUUUUAUGAAACCAAAGAGUAGAGCAGCAUUUCAGUACUUAAAAAGAAUACAAAAGGGAAUUAACAUGUCACAGAUUAAGCAAAUGAAAAAAAUUAUUGAAACUUUAAACAAAAAACCAAAUUUAUACCAAAGACUUCUAUUGGAUACAACAUAAUUUAAAACAAAGGGAAUAUACAUUAUUUCAGAGGACUAACUUGGAAUGAUGCUAUUUUACACAAACAAAAUCAUUAAGUACUCUGAAUGAAUGGGACCAGAAACAAAGACUGAUAAUAGCACAUAAUUUUUAAAGACAAGCAACAUUUGACUCCUGAGAUGAAUUUUUAGUGGUCAUAAUUAAUCAUUUAGUUACUUAGUUGGAUUGUUUUUGAUGCCCCCAAAUAAAGUGGGAAUGUUAAUUUACCAGGAAUUCUUCCUGACAGUAUAUUAUGGAAAUGGGUUACUCAUCACCAAGUCAUUAUCUAAAGCAUGACUGUUCCUGCUGGGGUGCUUAUUAAAGCCAAAUUCACUUUGCUUCCCUAUUGCUUCUUUCCAAUUAGAAGUGCUGCAGACUUUACAGCAGCUUCCUUUCCUGUCAUGAAACCUUUCAUGUAACAAAGUUAGAGUUGAAUGAAGUAAAAUGGCAUUGUUGGCCCUAUAUUUUUUCAAGCUAUAUAAAUGCUCAGCAUCACUUUUAUACAUACUUAAUGCAUAUCUGACUGUGUCUUCAUAGUGUAUAUUUUCACUUGCAUAUGCUGGGCUGGGUUAAGCUUUGUUGUGACUGUGAACAUUCAGGCCACAUGAGCACUGUCUCAACACAUUGCCAAUUAGUUGUAAUAAAUGUUCGACAUACAAA
Messenger RNA from Jaculus jaculus (lesser Egyptian jerboa), 1757 nucleotides. It is a transcript of the gene Ap1s2, whose product is annotated as adaptor related protein complex 1 subunit sigma 2. The coding region runs from base 77 to 559 and encodes 160 amino acids. Gene Ontology annotation, molecular function: clathrin-cargo adaptor activity. The transcript is spliced from 6 exons. The record is from RefSeq and is a predicted model, not a curated record. Gene Ontology annotation, cellular component: intracellular membrane-bounded organelle; AP-1 adaptor complex; membrane coat. NCBI's taxonomy places the organism in Eukaryota, Metazoa, Chordata, Mammalia, Rodentia, Dipodidae. Gene Ontology annotation, biological process: intracellular protein transport; vesicle-mediated transport.